Gavialis gangeticus (Gharial) is the source of this 2315-nucleotide messenger RNA. RefSeq names its product copine 2 (gene CPNE2). Gene Ontology annotation, biological process: cellular response to calcium ion. The record is from RefSeq and is a predicted model, not a curated record. Gene Ontology annotation, cellular component: plasma membrane. Lineage: Eukaryota; Metazoa; Chordata; Crocodylia; Gavialidae. Gene Ontology annotation, molecular function: calcium-dependent phospholipid binding. Bases 213 to 1847 code for a protein of 544 amino acids. The transcript has 16 exons.
CCCGCGCGGUGCCGGCUCUGCCCCAGCGCCAGGAGCCGCUGCCAGCCCUGCGCCGCGGGCGAGGAGGAGGAAAGGGCGGCGGCGAUGAUCGCCCACUAAUCCGCGGCCCGGCCCCUCACGGGCUGCUCCGGCCGGGGCUGCGCUCUCCGUCCCCGCGGGGAUGCCGGCGCCGUAAGGAGCGGAGCGAUUGUCUGGAGUUGCUGCCAGAGUCCAUGGCGUACACAGUAAGCCCCACUCCAGUGGGGCCUGUUGGGACCCAGUACUGUGUUUGCAAAGUUGAAUUAUCUGUGUGUGGCCAAAACCUUCUGGACCGAGAUGUGACUUCCAAAUCUGACCCAUUCUGUGUCUUAUUCAUGGAAAUCAAUGGAAAAUGGGUAGAGAUUGACAGAACAGAGACAGCUGUGAAUAACCUCAACCCUGCCUUUUCCAAGAAGUUUGUUGUUGACUACCACUUUGAAGAAGUCCAGAAGCUAAAGUUUGCCCUGUUUGACCAGGAUAAGUCCAGCAUGCAACUGUAUGAGCACGACUUCCUGGGGGAAUUCUCCUGUACCUUGGGCAUGAUUGUCUCCAGCAAGAAGAUAACAAGAACUCUGCUUCUGGGAAAUGGGAAGCCAGCCGGAAAAGGCGUAAUAAUGAUAGCUGCCCAAGAGCUGUCUGAUAACAGAGUGAUUACCCUGAGCAUGUCUGGUCGAAAACUGGAUAAAAAGGACCUGUUUGGAAAGUCUGAUCCAUUUUUAGAGUUUUAUAAGCCAGGCGAUGAUGGAAAAUGGAUGCUGGUCCAUAGAACGGAGGUGAUUAAAUACACAUUGGAUCCAGUGUGGAAGCCAUUCACUGUGCCUUUAGUGUCACUGUGUGAUGGAGAUAUAGAGAAGCUGAUAAAGGUCAUGUGCUAUGAUUAUGAUAGUGAUGGGGGACAUGACUUCAUUGGGGAGUUCCAGACCUCGGUAGCGAAGAUGUGUGAAGCCCAAGAUGCCUUUCCACUAGAACUAGAAUGCAUUAAUCCCAAGAAGCAAAAGAAGAAAAAGAACUAUAAGAACUCUGGUAGUAUUAUUGUGAAAUCCUGCAAAAUAACCAGAAAUUACUCUUUCCUGGACUACAUCCUUGGGGGCUGCCAGUUAAUGUUUACUGUUGGAAUUGAUUUUACUGCAUCCAAUGGGAAUCCACGGGACCCGUCAUCUUUGCACUAUAUCAAUCCCAUGGGAACAAAUGACUACUUGUCAGCUAUCUGGGCAGUUGGACAGAUCAUUCAGGACUAUGACACAGACAAAAUGUUUCCUGCUCUGGGAUUUGGUGCCCAGCUACCACCAGACUGGAAGGUAUCUCAUGAGUUCGCCAUUAACUUCAAUCCUACCAAUCCGUUCUGCUCAGGAGUGGAAGGCAUUGUCCAAGCCUAUUCAGCCUGCCUGCCCCAUGUGCGCUUCUAUGGACCAACCAACUUCUCCCCCAUUGUCAAUCAUGUGGCCCGGUUUGCUGCCCAGGCUACCCAGCAGGAAUUUGCAGCACAGUACUUCAUCCUCCUGAUCAUCACAGAUGGCGUCAUUAGUGACAUGGAUGAGACAAGACACGCGGUGGUGCAGGCCUCCAAGCUGCCCAUGUCCAUCAUCAUCAUAGGGGUGGGGAAUGCAGACUUUGCAGCCAUGGAGUUCCUGGACGGCGACAACCGGGUGCUCCGGUCAUACACUGGCGAAGAGGCUGCCCGGGACAUUGUGCAGUUUGUGCCAUUCCGUGAGUUCCGCAAUGCACCUAAAGAAACAUUGGCCAAAGCAGUACUGGCAGAACUACCCCAGCAAGUUGUUCAGUAUUUCAAGCAUCAAAACCUGCUUCCCAUCAACUCAGAGCCUGCGUAGUGCUGAGCGCAUUAGUGUUGUCUGCAUGUUGCCGGUCGUUGUCAAAUCCCCGAGGGUGUGUUCUAUGUGCUUUUAAAGAUUGGUAUUUUUUAAUGUAAUUCUUUUUAUUUGUAAAGACCUGAAAGCUCACCCCAGAGAAGUACCUGCCUUUACUUUUUACAUUCCUAGGCCAAGGGGUAACAUUAAUAGGCCAAACAGAGACCUCUCCCAAUGCCAUUGCAUCACUUUUAUUAAGUAUUGAAUGUACUUUGUAUAAUUCUAGUGGAACAGAAAGACAUUUUUACAGUUGGAACUUGCCUUUUCCAAGCAAUGAAAUGCUUAAUAUAUUAUUAAUAUUAUUAUCCAAUGAACUGUGCAUAGGUCACGUAUCUGUGUUGUAUCUGUACCUCUUUCAUGCUAUACGUUCAUUUUUAUAUCGUGUACAUGUUAUUUGUUAUACUCAGGUUAAUAAAGAAACUCAGACAACCA